Canariomyces notabilis is the source of this 1029-nucleotide messenger RNA. RefSeq lists its product as uncharacterized. The record is from RefSeq and is a predicted model, not a curated record. NCBI's taxonomy places the organism in Eukaryota, Fungi, Ascomycota, Sordariomycetes, Sordariales, Chaetomiaceae. The transcript is spliced from 2 exons. The coding region runs from base 1 to 1029 and encodes 342 amino acids.
AUGGUCUCUCUAGAGCAGAUCCGACAUUCCAACUCCCAGAUCUCGACAGCCCUCCCGCCUGGCCUCGUCGCUGUUUUUGCCGGUGCAACCAAUGGCAUCGGCGAGUCAUCCCUCAGACAAUUCGUCAAGCACGCUGUUAGGCCAAGAAUCUACUUUCUUGGCCGCUCCAAGAUGUCCGGCGACCGAGUUUGCGCAGAUCUGCAAAAGCUGAACCCCGAAGGAGAGUACACCUUCACCAGCGUUGACAUCAGCCUGCUGAUUUCCGUGGACGAGUUUUGCCGCGAGAUAAAGGCAAAGGAAUCCGCUAUAAACCUGUUGUUCCUAAGUACAGGGACAAUGAUCACCGGGAAGGACACCGCAGAAGGCCUCCAUCACCCUCUCGCCGUGGCAUACUACGCCCGCCUGCGCUUCAUUGUCAACCUGCUACCCCUCCUGCAGAACGCAACAGGUCUGCGCCGUGUCGUGACCGUACUUGCCGGCACCAAAGAAGGGCCCAUCUACACAGAUGACUUCCAAUGCCGGCAGCACCGUAUCCUGUCGCCUGGCGGCCGCGGCCACCUCAGUUCCAUGACGACACUCGCGCUGGAGGCUGUUGCGCGGAAUGCACCGGGUGUGUCGUUCAUUCACAGCUUUCCGGGGUUUGUCAGGACAAACUUGGGCAAUGAUCUGGAGGGCCUGGGUGCGAUGGUUAUGCGAGGGGUGUUUAACGUUGUUGUUGCUGUUGUUGGGCCGUUUGUUGCUACACCCUUGGAGGAGGCUGGAGAAAGGCAUGUGUUUCUCGCCACGAGCGCCAUGUUUUCAAGUAGGGGUUCCACUUCGGGUGUUCCGCUGCCCGAAGGGCUCAAGGUUGGACGUGGAACGGACGGAAUGAGAAGUAGUGGAGUGUACUCGACGAGCAAGGAGGCCGAGAGCGCGUCACGGAAGACAGAGCGGCUUCUAGAGGGUAUGAGGAAGGACGGAACGGCAGAGAGUGUUUGGUCACAUGUUGAAGAGGAGUUUGUUCGUAUCACUGGAGUUGCGUCUAUUUGA